UCAACGUUUACUGAAAAGGUUCACUUCAUCAGUGCGAUAAUUGUCUCCGCUGAACUGAUCUACGUAAAAGAAGCCACAAAUCUCUUCAAAAACAGCAUACCAACCGAUGAAGAAAGUAAGAGAGCACAACCUCGGAAAAUCUUUUCAGAAAGACACACUUCACCCUACAAAUCAGCAGCUUCCAUCACCACCAACACUCUAUCAAACCAGUACGAGUCGUUCUCGCUCAACUGUCCACAUGUUGCUGAUGCCAGUAACGAGAACGUUCGAAUAGAAGUUACAUGGACUCAGAACAACACGAUAUGGCUCAAAGUUGAAAAAGGAGAGAAGAAGAUCUUCAACCGGUUGACAACUUUCAACAAACGCGUCGUUGCAGGCAAGACUGUCCUUCGCGUUCUGCUCAAUGACGGACGGUAUUUUUUCGACUACGAUGAACUAACAGGCGAUUUCGCCAUGGAAAUUCGUCCAGUCCACGUGGAUGAGGAUGCUGGUGUAUGGCAGUGUCACGUUACAGUGUACCAAAAGGGAAACACUCAUACAUUGACGAGCCGUAGUCGAGUAAAAGUGCCUCACGGUGUGAGUUAA
This is a messenger RNA of Haemonchus placei, 585 nucleotides long. NCBI's taxonomy places the organism in Eukaryota, Metazoa, Nematoda, Chromadorea, Rhabditida, Trichostrongylidae. The record is from the annotation of a GenBank genome assembly.